GGGGGGGGGUCUAGGGGAGGUGGACAGUGAAUCCUGAUUUGUCUGAGCAUAUAGCAAUACAGUAAUGUUUGAUUGAUGUGUAAACCGUUAAGAAAAGAACCGUAAAGGCUGUAAAGAAAGUCAGAAUUUGUAAUUCAUGCUGAGAUGUGCCUGAAUACCACCUGUUCUUGUAGAGAAUCUGAUCUUUGUCGUAACCCAUCAAAGAUUUGAAGUUGAAUACUCCAUUUAUCAGAUUUAACAUAGACUGCUGCACAUUGUGUGGCUUAAAAACAAUAAAACAAUCACAUGCAUUUUUACCAUGCUAUUUAUAAUUAUAAUUUAUAAUUCACAAGAAAACUAAUAAAAAGAUCCAUGGCCUUGGCAUCAGUGUACUCUUUGUAAUCUACACAAACUUUCUUACAACUUUUUACACAGUAUGAGCUCUCAUUAUUGGGUAAACUUACCAAUCACAUGCUUAGUGUAUAUAGGCAUCUAAGAACAUUGUGAAGAUACUGAAAAGAACGUUAUUUAUAAACACAACAUACUUUGUGAACAGGUGCAAAUAAAUAGAAAUACAGUAAAAAGUAUUGUUUUUAAAAAAGUAAUUCAUAUCUCAUGAGCUAAUCUAAAGAAGAAAGUUUAUUUAGGUUCCAGUACCAGCUCACGUGAUUUAACGUCAUUAAGUACUGAUUUAAGUGUGGUCAAACCAGCUGUUGAUAUGGGGAGAAUUAUUUAUAAUACUAGAGUCUCACGAGUAGAGCUCUGGAGAUGUUUACUUUCAUAGAAAAAGUAGGGGUUUUACAUUACUGUAUUAAUUUAUUUUGUAUUUCGUCACUUUCCAAUGAAAAAUAUGUAUCUCCACAACAGCAACUUUACCAGAGAGACAUAAAACCUUCUUAACUUUCAAUGGAAGGCAAUGUAAAAAAGAGUUUUUCGGGUCAUUCGGGUCAAAUUUUGGGACACUAAGAGAGAGUUUGUCUGUUCAAACUAUGUAUAAAACAACAAAAAAAAGAACAAAAAUGGAGAUAAUUGUUUUUUAUUGCACCGUGACAAAUUUAUUUUAAUCCUUUUUUUUUUUUAAACACAGUACUUUGUAUGUACAUUCAAAUUUUGUAAAAUGGUUCUCAUGUUUCUGUUAAAAAUAUAGGUAUGGAAUUUAAGGUCAUGUGACCAAACUGAGCUGGUGUUUUUCACCUGGUUUACGUUAAAGCAGGCUGAAGUUGUGAAUGGCCCAUAGUGCAGUGCCGGCUGCGUGUGUUGCUGCGCCGUGCUUUAUGUCACUGGGCCUGAACUUUGUCACUCAGCUGUUUUGGGUGGGCGAGAUAAGGGGGCCCUGAUAUAAUGGCCCCGCUAUCCCAUGCGAGCACAGCCAUUGUACGAGCCCCGCUUGGAAGCGCUCCACCAUGGAGUGGCUUUUGAUCACCGUGGCAACCUGCCUGCUAGCCUCCUGCCCUGUUAAAGGUAAGUGCUGGAAGCUGCCAGAACUGAGUGGACUCAGAGCAGAGCAUGGCUCACUCAACACCAUGUAUGUAGCCUGUGAGUGAGUGACCGGCCUGGGGGGCGAUGGCUGGAUGGAGGUUGAGGAUGGACGAUGGUGUUCUCUGAAUCUGAACCCACUGUUUACCUCCUGUUGAUGUUGUUGAGGCCUGUGUGUGGGAUGAUGGCCUGGGUCGUGAUCUUUUGUGAUCAGGCCUUUUAUAACAGAGGGUUAUUGUUGGAAUGUUUCUAAGGUGUUUGGACAUGUUGAUGUUUGAUUAUUUAAAGGGGAUGACUGGAGAUGGGAAUAUGAAGAAGGUCUCAGCCAUUACAGUGAGGAAGCCCUCAGAAAGGAGUAUCCAGAGAAAGCCAGGCCUACAAGUUUUAAACACCCACUUUUCCGGUGUCCUGACAUGACUGCUUCUACUUCCAUACCCAACUCAAUUGAAAUGGUUAAGGCAGCAGAUAUCAAAGUGAUUGCUGCUCUUGGAGAUUCACUGACUACUGCUAUUGGGGCGAAUGCAACCACUGUCCUUGGAAUACCUAUUGAAUUUCGUCAUGUGUCAUGGAGCAUUGGCGGCUAUGGAACUUUCCAAGAUGUUAUAACACUUGCGAACAUCAUCAGACUCUUCAACCCCAGUGUUGUGGGUCCUGCCCCAACCAAAACUGUCCAUGGGACUCCGGCUCCGCUCAGUGAGACUGGCUUUAACCUCGCUGUGACAGGACACAACACCUUUAAUCUUCCUGGACAAACCAGACAUUUGAUUGACACUCUAAAAACAUACGAGGGCGUUAACUUUGACGAGGACUGGAAACUGCUGACCAUUCUCAUCGGCAUGAAUGACAUCUGCGAUUAUUGUAAGGACAAGUCCCUCUUUUCAGUGGAGAACUUCAUCCACUACAUGACCGUGUCCUUGGAGAUGCUGAUGAACGAGGUUCCUCGAAUGAUCGUGAAUGUGGUUCAGAUAUUGCCCAUGGAGACGCUACGUGAGGUGCAGAAACCCACUCCUGGGUGUCUGCUCCAAAGAUCUUUCUGCUCUUGCUUGGUGAAACCAGCUACAGGCUCUGCUGACCUUAAGGAGCUGAUUGAGAUCAACCUUCAAUUCCAGAAUGCUCUGGAGCAGCUUCUCUACAGCGACCGUUUCUUUAAGAGUGACUUUUCUGUCGUUCUUCAGCCUUUUCUGAAAUUUGCUGACCCUCCACGGCACCCUAAUGGAAAGAUUGAUAUGAGCUUCUUCACUCCAGACUGUUUCCACUUCACCAUGAAAGGACAUGAGGAGCUAGCAAAGGGUCUUUGGAACAACAUGUUCCAGCCUGAAGGGGAGAAGCUUAUGGUUGAGAGUUUUUCCACUCCUAUUCAGAUCAUGUGUCCUCCUGUGGACCACCCUUACAUCUACACUAAACCCCACGCUGCAUCAGGAGGUCCGCCUGUAUCAGGAGGUCCAAGAUUGGCCACAGUUCUCUCCACGAUGACUGCUUUGACUUUCCUUCUCUUCUGGUGGGCCAGGAGCAUGGCAUCUGUAUAGAAAUUGUACAUGUUUGGUGUGUUGCUUCACUGCUAUCCACAAACCACCAGCAAUGCUUGUAUUUUCUACCACUUUUCGACUAAACUCUCAAAGGUUUAAAGCCCAACAACAAUACUGAAUUAUAUUUAGGGCCUAGAAAAGGGAGAACAAGCUAAAAUGUGUCAUUGCAAGUAAGAAACGAUAAUGAGUAAAAUUGGCGGAAUUACAUGAAAGUAAAUGUCAGUGGACUGUUUCAUUCACUUAUCAGAUUGCAAUGGUAAAACAGCACUGCCAGCAUGAGAACAUCAUGUACACUAACCUGAUGACCCUUUCUGAUCCAUCCAUCAUCCAUCUAACCGGAUAUCCACCAUUUCAGAGCCUGAAUAGAGCAGCAGCAGGUGCAAGCCACAUUUAGCCCAGGCUAAUGCUGCUGUAAUUGAUUUAGCUAGGAAAGGUAAUUGUGUGAGCCAUCUCGGGCUUGUCUGGACAAAAACGGCCUGAGGUUAGCCUGAAAACACAUUAUGGGUGCAAGGUCAAAGGAGCAAACUGUUUGGAGAGAAGGGUAUUGUGCCUUUUCAGAUGGUUGUUAAGUGCAACCCGUUUGAGAGAGAUACCUAAUGCCUGUAGUAAUGAGAUAAUCGCUUUUGGACGUCGCAACCUGAGACAUGCUUUUAGUCUCUUCAAAUAAAGCUUUUGGAAAGAUGUGCACAUGCAUCUGUGCUUUUAUGCUGUUGUUAGGAGCCAGACUAUUCUUGAACUGGGAACAGGAGGCUGUGUUAAGUGUUAACAAUGAUGGUUUGUAUGUAGACAAGAGCUUUUGAGUGAAAUCAGGAUUGAUCAUAUGAGUUUAUAUAACUGGAAUCUUCACAGGUGCACAGAUUGUAUUCAUAGCAAGGCUGUUUAUGUCAGACAUGGUUUCCUAUUGCAAAUAUGUCCAUGCAGGUGUGUUCCAUAAUAAGCAGUAGGUUCAUUCAUCACCUUCACAGCCGGUGCUAGAGCAAACAGCAUUAUGGGCAUUUGAUACAAGGCAAACAUGAAGGCAGUGCUGACGCUAACCCGCUUUUAUUGUGUCCUUGAUUAGUAUCUGGUCAGGUUGUGAAAUAGGAAAUUUGAGACUGGACAAAUAUAUGAACAACUGCAUCUUUAUUAAAACAGUUUAAAAUCUGA
Molecule: messenger RNA, 4127 nt
Organism: Astyanax mexicanus (Mexican tetra)
Lineage: Eukaryota; Metazoa; Chordata; Actinopteri; Characiformes; Acestrorhamphidae
Product: phospholipase B1, membrane-associated
Exons: 15
Coding region: 1869-2981 (370 amino acids)
Biological process (GO): phospholipid metabolic process
Cellular component (GO): brush border membrane
Molecular function (GO): phosphatidylcholine lysophospholipase A1 activity; retinyl-palmitate esterase activity; A2-type glycerophospholipase activity
Source: RefSeq, a predicted model, not a curated record